AUGACUUUCAAGAUGGCCGCGCCCAAACAGAUUAACAAAACCCGGAAAAGCCAAACGGGAUUUCAAUAUGGCGGAAAUGUCCGACGUCACUACAGUCAGCAGGAUAUAUUUGACAGUCAACAGGAUAUACCCCAGGCCCAGUCAGUCUCUGUAGAGAAUUUCGAGUUGAUUUCCAGUGACAGCUCCCCAUACAGUACUGUCAGUAGUAUACCUACCGACCCGCCUAGCCCUGUAUUUCGUAAGCGUAGACGCUUAGCUCGUGUGGAUGUGACGUCGUCACAGGCAUCAACAAUUCAGCCAGAAGACGUGACAGAUUCUCAGACGUCAGACACGGUCCCUUCUUUCCCAGACUGGUUCAACAUUAUGUACGAUGGGGAUGAGGCCAUAUACACAUAUCACCAUCUAGAUGCUGAUGUUGACAAGGCUGAUAUGCAGAUCCUCAUAUAAAAUUAAGGUAUACCAGAUGUACAAUUUUGAACAAGCUGACAAUGUUUUGAAACCAAGCAUUACCAACCCAUCAGCCGUGAACUGUGUUAUGAAGCUGACCUGGUGUCAAUUUUUUGUUGGUAAAAAUACAUUUCUGUGUAUUUUUUUUCCUGAAAUUCAUCCAAGAUUGUGGUAGAACCUUGUUGGAAUUAUUCCACUGAAACAAAUUGAGGUCUUAAAAACAAACUUUUAACAGAAGACUGAGAUUAUCUAGAGUAUGUACAUGAGUUGGCAGA
Molecule: messenger RNA, 722 nt
Organism: Dreissena polymorpha
Lineage: Eukaryota; Metazoa; Mollusca; Bivalvia; Myida; Dreissenidae
Exons: 4
Coding region: 1-447 (148 amino acids)
Source: RefSeq, a predicted model, not a curated record